This is a messenger RNA of Dipodomys ordii (Ord's kangaroo rat), 1176 nucleotides long. RefSeq names its product serine/arginine-rich splicing factor 9 (gene Srsf9). Lineage: Eukaryota; Metazoa; Chordata; Mammalia; Rodentia; Heteromyidae. The transcript has 4 exons. Gene Ontology annotation, molecular function: mRNA binding. The record is from RefSeq and is a predicted model, not a curated record. The coding region runs from base 162 to 827 and encodes 221 amino acids. Gene Ontology annotation, cellular component: ribonucleoprotein complex; nucleus; cytoplasm.
CUGCGCGCUUCCGCUCGGCGUUCCCACAAUGCUGCGCGGCUGAGCGCCGCGGAGCCCGCGGGGACGCUGCGGGGGCGCCAGUGGCAGAGGCGGCGCCUGUGGCGGCGGCGGCGGCUGAGGCGACGUGGGCUGCGGCGGGCCCGCGGCGUCGGCCGGUGCGGAUGUCGGGCUGGGCGGACGAGCGAGGCGGCGAGGGCGACGGGCGCAUCUACGUGGGGAACCUGCCCACCGACGUGCGGGAGAAGGACCUGGAGGACCUGUUCUACAAGUACGGCCGCAUCCGCGAGAUCGAGCUCAAGAACCGGCACGGCCUGGUGCCCUUCGCCUUCGUGCGCUUCGAGGACCCGCGAGAUGCUGAGGAUGCAAUUUAUGGAAGGAAUGGAUAUGAUUAUGGCCAGUGCCGGCUUCGUGUGGAGUUUCCCAGGACUUAUGGAGGUCGGGGUGGGUGGACCCGAGGUGCAAGGAGUGGGCCUCCUACAAGAAGAUCUGACUUCCGAGUUCUUGUUUCAGGACUUCCUCCAUCAGGCAGCUGGCAGGACCUGAAAGAUCACAUGAGAGAAGCUGGGGAUGUCUGCUAUGCAGAUGUUCAGAAGGACGGAAUGGGGAUGGUUGAAUAUCUCAGAAAAGAAGACAUGGAAUAUGCCUUGCGCAAACUGGAUGACACCAAAUUCCGCUCUCAUGAGGGUGAAACCUCCUACAUCAGAGUUUAUCCUGAGAGAAGCACAAGCUAUGGCUACUCACGUUCUCGGUCUGGGUCAAGGGGCCGUGACUCUCCAUACCAAAGCAGGGGCUCCCCACACUACUUUUCUCCUUUCAGACCCUAUUGAGACAAGUGAUGGGAAAUUUUUCUUUUUUUUUUUUUUUAGAUGACCUGAGCUGCUUUGUCCUCAGGAUCUACAUUCCAGAUUGGUAAUUUAGUGUCUAGGAAAUUUUUAAGAAACUUUUUUAAGGAAAAAAAAAAAAAGAAAAAUGACAUAAUUUCUACCAGGGCCAUGUUAGCAGCAAAACGUUUUAAACUGCACAAGUGGUUGUGGUUCAGAAACAAGUUGUAUAUUUUUUACCCAAAAGAAAUCAGUGCUGUGUCUUUGUGGGCUGUUUUGCUCUGAAUAUCAGCAGUUACUGUGACUGAGUUGGCCCAUUCUGUUUAGAAAUAUAUUUUAAAUGUUUAGUAAUUGA